Messenger RNA from Phyllotreta striolata, 1662 nucleotides. The record is from the annotation of a GenBank genome assembly. Lineage: Eukaryota; Metazoa; Arthropoda; Insecta; Coleoptera; Chrysomelidae.
AUGAAACUACAAUACUUCAUAUGCUUUAUAUGCAUUGUGCAACUAUGCGGGGCUCCUCCGGUGUCCCAGAAGAAGGAGAACCACGAGGAAGAUUCGCAAGUGAACAACCUCGAAGACUACAUGGAGUACGGCAGGUACCUGAAGGAGGUCGUCAACGCCCUGGAAUCCGAUCCAGAAUUCCGGGCGAAACUGGAGCACGCCAGCGAGGACGACAUACGUAGCGGCAAAAUCGCCGAGCACCUGGAAUUCGUCUCCCAUCACGUCCGCACCCGCUUGGACGAGAUCAAACGGCUGGAACUCGACAGGCUCAAGAAGCUGGUGGAACAGAAGCGGAAGCUCGAAGACACGAACGCCAUCGAUUUGGAGGACCCCAUGCACCAUCACGUCGACCACUCCAACCCCCAUACGUUCGAAAUAGACGAUUUGAAGAAGCUGAUCGCCAAGACCACGGCCGAUCUAGCCGAGGCCGAUCGCAAGCGAAAGGAGGAGUUUAAGCAUUACGAAUUGGAGAAGGAGUAUCAAAAAAGGGAAAAAUUGAACCACACCAAUGGAGAGGAAAGGGAGAAACUCGAAAAACAAUAUAAGGAGAUGGAAGAGAAGCACAAGAAGCACGAGAAGCUGCACGAACCGGGCCACAAGGCGCAGCUGGAAGAGGUGUGGGAGGAGCAGGACCAAAUGCAGCAGGACUUCGAUCCGAAGACCUUCUUCAUGCUGCACGAUCUCGACGGCAACGGCCUGUGGGACCAAGACGAGGUCAAGGCGCUGUUCGUCACCGAGCUGAAUAAAAUGUACAACGAGGCCUCGCCCGAGGACGACAUGCGCGAGAAGUACGAGGAGAUGGAGAGGAUGCGCGAGAGCGUGUUCAACGAAAUGGACAAGAACAACGACGGUUUCAUCGAUUUCGACGAGUUCCUACGCCAGACGAACUCCAACGAUUUCAAACAAGACCACGGUUGGCAGGCGCUCGACGAGCAAAAGGCCUUCUCCGACGAGGAGCUCGCCGAGUACAUAAGGCAACACGAACUCCAGCAGAUUCCGCCCGGCGUCUACCAGGCGCCCUCCGACGGGUAUCCCCACGCGCCGCCGAGCAAUUAUCAACAAGGUGGAUACCAACAACAUCCACAAGUACCUCCGGGAGGCUAUCAACAACAGGGAGGAUACCAACAACAUCCACAAGUUCCUCCAGGAGGCUACCAACAACAACAACAAGUACCUCCAGGAGGCUACCAACAACAGCAAGUUCCUCCAGGAGGCUACCAACAACAACAAGUACCUCCAGGAGGCUACCAACAACAACAAGUACCUCCAGUAGGCCACCAACAACAGCAAGUUCCUCCAGGAGGCUACCAGCAACAACAAGUACCUCCAGGAGGCUACCAACAACAGCAAGUUCCUCCAGGAGGCUACCAACAACAGCAACAUCACCAAGGAAAUAAUCCACAGGCUCCACAAGGAGGACACCAGCAAGGAGGAUCUGAUGGAAGCGCGCACCAGCAACAAGGAAUACCUCAGGGAGGUAAUCAGCAGGCUCCGGUUCCUCCACAGGGGCAGGUUAAUCAGCAGCAGCAGCAGCAACAGGGUGUUCCUCAAAAAGAUCUGAAUACGAACGAAGUGAAUCCAGGUCAUGCUCAACAACAGAUUAAUAGGAAUGCUCUGCAUUAG